Molecule: messenger RNA, 2097 nt
Organism: Formica exsecta
Lineage: Eukaryota; Metazoa; Arthropoda; Insecta; Hymenoptera; Formicidae
Gene: Rassf
Product: ras association domain-containing protein 4
Exons: 10
Coding region: 141-1859 (572 amino acids)
Biological process (GO): signal transduction
Source: RefSeq, a predicted model, not a curated record
CAUCUGUAAUUAACCCGCAUGUCAUUUUCGAUAAAAGCGAAAUGCUCCGCUAAUAUAAACAAAAUGGUUUGAAACCGUUCGAGACUUUUGACGAAAACAUCCCCGUCGUUAUUCUCCUGGUGUAUCGUGUAUCUAUCAUCAUGUGGAAGUGUCACAAAUGCGGAAAACCCGUUUAUUUUGCUGAACGUAAACAGUCUUUGGGAUAUGAUUGGCAUCCAGAAUGUUUACGAUGCGAGGAAUGUGGAAAGCGGUUGAAUCCUGGACAACAUGCAGAGCAUAAAGGUGUACCUUAUUGCCAUGUUCCUUGUUAUGGAGCACUUUUUGGACCUCAAUUAUUUGGUCAUGGCACAAGAGUGGAAUCGCAUACAAGUUUUGGGAAGAAAGAAAGUAGACCAUCAUUACCAAGAUCACAUUUAGAAUCCAAGCUGAAAGUUUUUAACCAGUAUUAUGAAGGCAAAAGUGGUGGAAUUCGAAGCCGUGAGGUCAAUGGAAGAUUGAUAUUAGAAGGUGCAUUAAGAAUUUAUUGGGGAGUUCGUGGUGUAAUUCAUCUGAAAGAAGAUGAUGAUCAACGCACAGUAGUUACUGCACGAAAUAGAAAUUCAUGCAGACAUAGCGUUUCUGAGGAUAUCGAAGAUGAAGAUAAAGUAGAUGAGCUAUCCAAGAGUACAUCAGAUAGUAGUGCGGAGAAUAAUACAAAGUCUGUUCCAACGUCUCCGGAUCAUUUAAAGAGUCUCACUUUGCCCAUGAAGCUGGAUGUCAAAAACAUGGAAUGGGAUGAGCUAGAUGAGCUUCUACAGGUUGAACGAAAAGUUGAAGAUGGCAAUAAAUUGUAUCAGACGAUGCCUGAAAAUCUCCCGUCGAUAAGUUCGCAGUCUAGCGUGGAUACACCACCGCUUUCGUCCCAGUCGAGUCUCGAUCGAUCGGACUCUCGCGAUAACUCGGAAACGAGCAGUCCUAAUCAUCAAACUGCUAGCCGAGAGGAUAGCAGCAUAAAUAGCACACCAACGCACAGCAUAGGUAGUUCAUCCAGUACAGACACACCUGGCUGUAAUUUAGGAGCUUCUAAUCGAAACGGUACGCUUCGAAGAGUAGAGUACUUUGACAACUUGGAGAAGAAUGCUGGCAAUAGAUCUAUCAGCACCGAUGACAGCUGGAUCGAGAAGGGGUUGAAUCGAUCGUUGUCCGGUCCCGAUUGCUUGCAGAGACACAGAACUGAUAGCGAUACGGAUUCGGUGAAUUCCUUGCAGUUCAGAGAGGACGAUAAUAUGACUAUGUCUACGGAUAGCGGAUUAGAGCUGGACGGUGUUGUUUUGCGCCGUAAGCAAGGUUCCACCGCGAUCAGACGACGUCCGGGCGGCAGACGUCAAUCGCGUAAUCGAUUACGACGUCGUUGCUCAAUCAACGGCCAUUUUUAUAAUCGAGAGACCAGUUUCUUCACGCCACCUCAUGGUUCGCAAAUGUCCGUCUGGGUGACGAGUCUAGUGAACACCCAAGAAGUCAUCAAUCUUAUGUUGGACAAGUACAAAGUCGACGCCAAGUCCGAUAACUUUGCGUUAUUCGUAGUGCGCGACAAUGGUGAACAAAGAAGAUUGAGAGACGACGAGUAUCCUUUAGAAGUCAGGGUAGUCCUGGGUCCGCACGAGAACGUUGCACGACUCUUUCUGGUUGACAAGUUAUCUACACCUGAGAUCAGUUCCGAUGUUGCGCAGUUUCUUAAUUUAUCUUUAGCGGAAUGCCAUGGUAUACUACAACGUUAUCAUUACGAAGAGGAACGUCAGAUUCUCCUUCUAAAAGAAAAAUAUAAGGAAAUGCGGAGAAGAAUAAAGCAAAGAAUGGAAGAGCUAAAAGUCCGAUUGUAGAUAGAAUGAUAAAAAACCAAGGUAUGCAAUUAUUUUUAUAUAAACGCUUAACAAAUGUCUUUAUAAAAUAAUAUUUACCAAGGAUCUAUCAUUCAUACUGCGCAAUACGUAAUUGCAACAACAUGACACAAUUUAUGGCAUUUUAGUUUUAUUUGUAGCUUAACAAUUCGUUGCAUUUUUUUUCGAAUCAUUUUGAAUCUCUAUUGCAUUUAUCUAUAGUCAUUAUAUAUAUAUUCAU